AUGACUGUGACUCUAAAGUCUACUUCAAAUGGUUAUCGCCCAGCGGAGCCUCCUCUUGAUCACGACUUCCAUAAUGCUUGGGGAACAAUAUACUCGAACAAUGCUUUCGUCAGUGACAAUCGCGCUCGACAGAUGUGGGAAGAGUAUACUGUGAACCCUGGAAGAGUUGAGCAACAGUAUCAUGUACUGCUGAACGAGUAUACCGACCGGUUUCAAUCAUUCUUCAACGGAUAUUGGCCCAUAACAUUUCACGCGCACGUUAGUGAUGUGCUGAUUCCAACCACCGUGGCCAGUCUCAUUCUCAAUACCGCAUCAACAUGUCCACUGGUGGUGGAAGACCCAGCACUAUCCCCGUUGCUCAAGGAUGACCCAGAGCCGGAAAAGGUCCAGGAAUUCGUCCGCAACCUUCUUGGUUGGGAUGAUGUUCACAUCAAGACGCCGAAACUGGCGAUUGUUGACGGAAUAUAUGGGUGCGCUUAUGGGCCCUUGGCACACUCGUCGGACGAGUGGGAAUACAGAAUCAUCGGAUCGGGUCCUGAAUCAUUCUACGUACGUCGAAGCGAUUUUGUGACGGAAGACAUACUGUUGAACAAACUCGUUGAGGCCAAAAAGGAUGGAUGCGUUGCAGUGAUCUGUGAUCUGGUCAACGCGUCGGACGGAUCAGUCUUCCCGCCCGAAUAUUUCCGUCUCUUACGAAAGUGCUGCGAUAAAGCACGCAUAUGUCUCCUUGUUGAUGAAGCAAUGACCGCAAUCCGUUGCGGAGCACCACUGGUUCAUCAGAGACCCGAAUACUUCGAAGAUGGCGGGAUCCAGCCUGACAUGAUCGCCUUUGGUAAAGGCAUGGGCAUCAGUGGUAUUGCGAUAAACUUCGACGGCCUGAUGAUGCGACAUCUCGCUUUCCACAAAGAAGAGCUCAUUCGCCAGUCAAUCAGAUUCUGGCGCUCUAUGGUCACGAGGCCGAUUGCGACACCAGUGUUGAUCGAAGCCUUGGGUACCUUGAAUGUAGCGGCCGCCGAGGAUUGGCCGGCAAGAAGUGAGCAAAUUGGAAAAGCGUUCCGAGAAUUUGUCAUUCGCCAUGCGAAGAACGAUCAACCACCUGGAGAGGAGAUUGUGCGUGGUCUAGGCGCGUUCAUCGCAAUUCCGCGGGAGAUCAAUAAAAAGUUUAAUGCUAUGGCAGCAUUUCGUAGGAGAAGUGCUUGGGCGCGGUGGAUUCCCAAGCUCAAUAGUGCUGCUGCUGUGGAUAGUGAAGCGAUUGAGAGAUAUCUCAUUGGCUCCGAUGCAAAACACCUCCGGCAUGUCAUGACAGAAGAGGCCAAUCAGCUUGGGACGAAACCGCUCUGGUGCUGGAUUUGCGGAAUCGAUGCAAUGACAGACGACUGGUGUCGCACUUGCUUUUUGGGACACUGCGGGGCUGAAGCAUGCGCAAAGGGCUUUAACACUCAUAAGUGUCUAUAG
Messenger RNA from Penicillium atrosanguineum, 1455 nucleotides. RefSeq lists its product as uncharacterized. The coding region runs from base 1 to 1455 and encodes 484 amino acids. Gene Ontology annotation, molecular function: transaminase activity; pyridoxal phosphate binding. The record is from RefSeq and is a predicted model, not a curated record. The transcript has 2 exons. Lineage: Eukaryota; Fungi; Ascomycota; Eurotiomycetes; Eurotiales; Aspergillaceae.